Aureobasidium subglaciale EXF-2481 is the source of this 2286-nucleotide messenger RNA. Its product is annotated as glycosyltransferase family 71 protein. The transcript has a single exon. Gene Ontology annotation, cellular component: Golgi apparatus. Gene Ontology annotation, biological process: protein O-linked glycosylation. Gene Ontology annotation, molecular function: alpha-1,3-mannosyltransferase activity. Bases 1 to 2286 code for a protein of 761 amino acids. The record is from RefSeq and is a predicted model, not a curated record. Lineage: Eukaryota; Fungi; Ascomycota; Dothideomycetes; Dothideales; Saccotheciaceae.
AUGACGGGACUACUGAGCCCACGGUUCGAGAAAUACGAUGCCGAAUAUCUUACAAAUUAUGUCAGCAGUCCUUCGAGGUGUCUCAAGGUCGUCAAAGGCCUUGUCUUCACAGGAUGUGCUGUUUUGUGCGUCCUCCUGUAUACAACUGUAGCCACGCACUCGGACUGGAAUAUCGUGUCAUCGGACAUUGGUCACUACACAAACUCCAAUCUUACAAUACUCACAAUACCUACGGCAUCAGUGGAUGCGGGGACCAAACACAAAGAGGGGGUCACAAAGUCUCUGCUGCCAGCCCAAGUGCCCCAGUACUACACAAUCCAUACGAACGAGCAUUACGACAUUGAUGUAGCACUUCGCACAGUAUUGAGCCUCUGUCCAGAUGAGGUCUACUACAAUGCGUUUACACAACCAAUCAAGACUGGCGGCGAGGAAAAGCUACACGAGACAGGAGUACGAGUGCGCAUGUUCAAGAAGUACUUUGACGCUUGGGAGUCCCUACAUGUGGUGACAGACAGCCUCUCCGACACAGCCUUUGUACGAGACGACGUGUUGCGAUAUAUCAGGGACUCGCAACACAUUUCGGCAUUCACCUCUGGAACACGAGUUGAGGCAAUGCGGCAAUACGAGACUUACCGCAGCUUCUUGUCAAACAUGUCCUCGAUUCUGUUCCCUUGGACAGCGCCCUAUUUCUCCGACCACAUGACGCUACAUGGACAUAUGUACAAUGCUGGUCGCGGCAUCGUCAUCUCUGGUAGUAACUCCCAAGCUUCUUACAUCAAGACUGCAAUUUCGUCGUUCCGUGCUAUGGGCUGCACACUACCCGUGGAGGUCAUGUACCUUGGCGAUGAUGACCUUGGUCAAGACAUCCGUGAUGACCUUGAGACCAUCGAAGGCGUCAUUACUCGGGACAUCAGGAAGAUGGUGAACGAUCAAGGAUGGGCCCUUGAGGGCUGGGCUGGCAAAGCUUUUGCCGCGUUUUUGAGCUCUUUCCGGGAAGUGAUCCUGCUCGAUGCUGAUGUAUUGUUCUUCGAGAAUCCGGAGUCACUGUUUGACGAGUCUGGAUACGUCGACACUGGCGCCCUCUUCUUCUCCGAUCGCACAGUUUGGCCGCAAGAUAAGAAGAGCUUCCUCCGAAAAAUCCUGCCAAGACCAAUCUCGAGCAAAGCAAGAGACAGCAGAUGGUGGAAGGGCGUGAGUGGUGAGAAUCAAGAGGCCGGAGUUGUUGUCGUGGACAAAUGGCGACACUUCUUGAGUGUUUUCCUGACUGCACGACUUAACGGUCCAGACCGUGAUGACAGCGACGCUGGAAAGGGAAGCUACUCUUUCUGGUGGGGCGAUAAGGAGACUUGGUGGAUUGGCUUUGAGCUCGCUGGCGACACAGACUACCACUUUCACCAGGGCGGCACUGGCAACAUUGGUAGUGUCAGUAAUACCGAGCCUAUCGAAAAAGCCGAGAAAGAGGAUAACCACAAAUCAGAAUCUACAGAAAUUGCUACAGAGGCGCCUCAGCAAAACACCGACAAAGACGAUUUCGAGGAAAGCCUGCGAAGCUUACGGGGGUCCGAACACGGCACAAGUGGGGAGUCCGCCACGCCAGCAGAUGAAUCAGAUACCUCGAAGUUGGAGUCAACAAUGGAGCAUGACGACAGUAUUGGUUUCUUGGCCCCUGCCCCGGAUGCCGACGAUGUCAUGAAAGCCAUCAAAGCCGCAGAAGCUGCAAGAGCCUCUCGACUUCCCACACAGCCAGCUCACUUCAUCUCACCCAAAGGCGACGACUUGCCAAAUGUUGUCAAGGAUGAACCACAACCCGUUGAUCCUAGCUUAGAGCUCGAGCUCGAGCCCGAGCGUUCACUUUCACGUCGCCACCUAACCAAGCGUGACAGCUGGUUUGACACUGCCAUGGAAAGAAAACGCACGAAUCUCACCGGUGCCGCAAUGCUCGAGCUCAAAGACCAAAAUAUCAUCCUCUGCUCACCACAACUGCUUCAUCUCACCACCAGCGGCCGUCCCAUGUGGUUCAACGGCUGGAUCCAAGACAACAAGCAUGAAGCCAGCUCUGAUAUCUCAGUCUUUGAGUUUUUCAUGAUUGAAAAGAAGAAGAAUGACGAGUGGGCUGAAUGGGCUGUUGGUGCAGACAACAUGUGCUGUUUGAAGGGCGAUAAUUUGCACGCACUGCAUGAGAAGGAGUUGGAUGCUUUGAAGCUGAUUGUGGAUAUUGCAAAAGAGAAUGGUUCAUUGAAUGAGGUGUUGAACAAAGAGAAGAAGUCAAACAAGAACAUUGAAUGA